Molecule: messenger RNA, 2994 nt
Organism: Lucilia sericata (common green bottle fly)
Lineage: Eukaryota; Metazoa; Arthropoda; Insecta; Diptera; Calliphoridae
Product: paramyosin, short form-like
Biological process (GO): peptidyl-threonine phosphorylation; actomyosin structure organization
Cellular component (GO): myosin complex; cytoplasm; cytoskeleton
Molecular function (GO): protein serine/threonine kinase activity
Source: RefSeq, a predicted model, not a curated record
AAUUAAUAUAGUUAAGACAGCAGGAAGUUUUGUUGCGAAAAAGGAAAAAAUAAAGAAAAUUUUCUAAAUAACUAAAUUAAACGAAAAAGUGAAUAAAUAUUAUUGAAAAAAAAAUUUAUAUUAAUCCAAUAAACGAAAGGGUCUAAAUUGUGUUAUACAAUCACCAGAAAAUUUCGUUAAAUUUGGGAACUGUUUUAUCAACCGAAAGUAAUUGCUUGAAACAGACAAAAGCCUUGACGAUAUUUGUAUAAAAAAGGCCCUGUGAAAACAAUUGUUGGCAUUAACUAUAUAACUGCCCUCAUAUUGCUAGAAAUAUUGACAAUAUUGACAAACAAAAAGUCUAAAAGACAAGGCCAACAACACCCUCUUUAGAGCAAAGUUCCGUAGCAGAUAUUCGAGCUUAUUUGGCUGCCUUUUAUGAACGACUGCUGCUGCCUCCUCGACUGCAUAACAAAAGAAUUUUAAUUUUAAAGAAAUUAUUUUGUAGUUUUAAACCACAAUAACAAAAAGGCAAUUGUAUUUAACACAUUUUGUUACACACACACUUAAAAGUACCCCCCAAAAAAAGUACUAAACAAAAAGUACCUUUAAACCAAAUACCCCUACUCUCUAACUAAAAAGAAAAGAAACAAAGGUUCCCCUUAAAAAACACACACACAUACCUUCGCUCUCAUAAAUAAUCUCCUCUAAAAACAACCACCACCUCCCCCUGAUCAUACCUAUCUGCUUUAAAAACAAAAGAGAAACAUGGCUCUUACCUAUGGUGUGCGUCCCCCGCGUGUACGUCACAUGCUACAAUCGACAUAUGAAGACAACUAUGGCUACACUAUGAACUUCUAUCAGCCAAUGAUGGACUACUUGGAUGCAAAAACGAAAAGUUUGCAGGUAAAACCACCACACUUGCCGUGGACCAGUGAACGCGGCCUCAAACAAUAUCGACCCUCGAACGCUAUACGCCGUUAUAAUACCGACGAAAUCUUACGACUAUCGCGUGCAUGUGCGGCCAGGGCAGAUGAGAUUUUAUUAGAUUUUCGCGUUAAGAAACGUUCACCAUUCAGUGUUAUUAAGUUAGCCGACGCAGCGCGUGUUACUAAGCAUAUUGCUCCCGAUACGGUACUAGAUAGAUCGCGUGAACGUCGUCAACGUCGCCAAAGAGAAUUAGAGGAUCUUAUACGUCAAGAUACCAUUAAAUUACUCCAUCGUAUUCGUAGAAUGGAAUUAGACGCCGGCGAAAUGACAAAGGAAUUUAAACGUCAAAUACGCGGUAAAUCGGCUCAGGCCAUUGCUCAGGCUCUGCUGUCCGAAUCCGAGCGUAAUAUUAAACAAUCGAAAAGGGAAGAAGAGGAUUAUAUGGCUCAGGCCAUGGUCCGCUCUAGCCGUGCUGUAUCGCGUUUACGUUCAACUUCUCCGGAAGGAGGUCGUAUCUCCGCUCACACAUAUCAUAUUGAAAUGAUGGACGAUCGUAUGGUCGAUAAACUUGAUCAUAGAGUAUCGUCCUCGUUGUAUAAUGUUAAGCGUCAAUUGUCGUCGUUGAAUCAAAAAACCGUCGAAUUUUAUGCUGAUUCCAGCAAACAAACUUCCAUCGAAAUCGAACAAUUGAACGCUCGCGUUAUUGAAGCCGAAACCCGCUUGAAGACCGAAGUCCAACGCAUCAAGAAGAAGUUGCAAAUCCAAAUCACCGAAUUGGAAAUGUCCUUGGAUGUUGCCAACAAAACCAACAUUGAUUUGCAAAAGGUUAUUAAGAAACAAUCCUUGCAAUUGACCGAAUUGCAAGCCCACUACGAAGACGUUCAACGUCAAUUGCAAUCCACCUUGGAUCAAUACGGUGUUGCUCAACGUCGUUUGGCCGGUUUGAACGGUGAAUUGGAAGAAGUACGCUCUCAAUUGGACAGCGCUCAACGUGCUAAGCGUACCGUUGAAUUGCAAUUCGAAGAAGCAACCCGCAUCAAUGAAUUGCACACCACCAACAUUAACUUGGUAUCGAUCAAAUCGAAAUUGGAACAAGAAUUGUCUGUUGUUGCUGCCGAUUACGAAGAAGUCACCAAGGAAUUGCGCAUCAGUGACGAACGUUACCAAAAGGUUCAAGUUGAACUUAAACACACCAUUGAACAAGUCCAUGAAGAACAAGAACGCAUUGUCAAAUUGGAAACCAUCAAGAAGUCCUUGGAAGUCGAAGUCAAGAACUUGUCCAUUCGCUUGGAAGAAGUUGAAUUGAAUGCCGUUGCUGGUAGCAAACGUAUCAUCAGCAAAUUGGAAGCCCGUGUUCGUGAUUUGGAACUUGAAUUGGAAGAAGAAAAGAGAAGACACGCCGAAACCAUCAAGAUCUUGAGAAAGAAGGAACGCACCGUCAAGGAAGUCAUGGUACAAUGCGAAGAAGAUCAAAAGAACAUUAUUUUGUUGCAAGAAGCUUUGGACAAAUCCACUGCCAAGGUCAAUCUCUUCAAGCGUCAAUUGGCUGAACAAGAGGGCAUGUCUCAACACACCGUCACCCGCGUACGCCGUUUCCAACGUGAAUUGGAAGCUGCUGAAGAUCGUGCCGAAUGCGCUGAAACCAACUUGAACAUGAUCCGUGCCAAGCACCGCACUUUCGUCACCACCUCCACCGUUCCCGGCUCCCAAGUCUACAUUCAAGAAACCACAAGAACGAUCACCGAAUAAAUCUAAUUUAUUUAAUUUUUUACCUUUAAACAAGAGAUGAAUCGCUUUAUCACUUCUUUAAAAAAAACAAACUCUUAUCAAGUUUUUAUUGCCCGAACUAUUUCUGAUAUAUUUUUCUAAAACAUCCAUUACACAAUAAUAGUUCACUACUUCUAACAUCCGAAGUCCUGAUAAUGAGAACAAUUGUAUUUUAAUUUAAUUUUAAUGAACCAAAACCUACCAAAAAAAAAUGAACAACAAAUAAUUUUUAAAUUUAAGAAUUAUAAUAAUAUUAAUUUAAAAAAAAAAUAAAAACAAUAAACAUCAAUUACAACAACAUCUAAAAAAUCACACACA